This is a messenger RNA of Peromyscus eremicus (cactus mouse), 3237 nucleotides long. RefSeq names its product myosin regulatory light chain interacting protein (gene Mylip). Gene Ontology annotation, cellular component: cytoskeleton. NCBI's taxonomy places the organism in Eukaryota, Metazoa, Chordata, Mammalia, Rodentia, Cricetidae. Bases 210 to 1547 code for a protein of 445 amino acids. Gene Ontology annotation, molecular function: cytoskeletal protein binding; ubiquitin-protein transferase activity. The transcript has 7 exons. Gene Ontology annotation, biological process: ubiquitin-dependent protein catabolic process. The record is from RefSeq and is a predicted model, not a curated record.
GCGGCGCGGCCGUGGAGCACCCAGGAGCCGGCUGUCGCGGGGGUGGUGGGGACGCGAGCGGCGGGCUGCGUGGGGUGCAGGGCAGGCGGCCGCACCGCUUCACCUUCCUCACGGAGCCCGGAGCCGACUUAGAGCGAUUACAGUGAGGCGACAGCCCCGGCGUACACCCGAGAAGAAGCGGCCGUGGCGGCGGUGGCGGGGCCCCAGCCAUGCUGUGCUAUGUGACGAGGCCGGACGCAGUGCUGAUGGAGGUGGAGGUGGAGGCAAAAGCCAACGGCGAGGACUGUCUCAACCAGGUGUGUCGGCGAUUGGGGAUCAUAGAAGUUGAUUAUUUUGGACUGCAGUUCACCGGCAGCAAAGGUGAAAGCUUAUGGCUGAAUCUGAGAAACCGGAUCUCCCAGCAGAUGGACGGACUGGCACCUUACCGGCUCAAACUGAGAGUCAAGUUCUUUGUGGAGCCCCAUCUCAUCUUACAGGAGCAGACAAGGCAUAUCUUUUUCUUGCACAUUAAAGAAUCCCUCUUGGCAGGCCACCUCCAGUGCUCCCCAGAGCAGGCAGUGGAGCUUAGCGCCCUCCUGGCCCAGACCAAAUUCGGAGACUACAACCAGAACACAGCCAAGUACAACUAUGAGGACCUGUGUGAGAAGGAACUCUCCAGCGCGACCCUGAACAGCAUUGUUGCGAAGCAUAAGGAGCUGGAGGGCAUCAGCCAGGCUUCUGCAGAGUACCAGGUUCUGCAGGUCGUGUCAGCCAUGGAGAAUUACGGCGUAGAGUGGCAUGCUGUGAGAGACAGCGAAGGACAGAAACUCCUCAUUGGGGUUGGACCGGAAGGCAUCUCCAUUUGUAAAGAUGACUUUAGUCCGAUGAACAGGAUAGCUUAUCCUGUGGUGCAGAUGGCCACCCAGUCAGGAAAGAAUGUCUACUUGACCGUCACCAAGGAGUCUGGGAACAGCAUCGUGCUCCUGUUUAAAAUGAUCAGCACCAGGGCAGCCAGUGGGCUCUACCGAGCCAUCACCGAAACGCACGCGUUCUUCAGGUGUGACACCGUCACCAGUGCCGUCAUGAUGCAGUACAGUCGUGACUUGAAGGGCCACUUGGCAUCUCUCUUUCUCAAUGAGAACAUUAACCUUGGCAAGAAGUAUGUCUUUGAUAUCAAAAGAACAUCCAAGGAGGUAUACGACCACGCCAGGAGGGCUCUGUACAACGCCGGUGUUGUGGACCUUGUCUCACGAAGUGACCAGAGCCCCCCCAGCUCGCCUCUGAAGUCCUCUGACAGCAGCAUGAGCUGCAGCAGCUGUGAGGGCCUCAGCUGCCAGCAGACCAGAGUGCUCCAGGAGAAGCUGCGCAAGCUGAAGGAGGCCAUGCUGUGCAUGGUGUGCUGCGAGGAGGAGAUCAACUCCACCUUCUGCCCCUGUGGCCACACUGUGUGCUGCGAGAGCUGUGCAGCCCAGCUGCAGUCAUGUCCAGUCUGCAGAUCACGUGUGGAGCAUGUCCAACAUGUCUACCUGCCAACCCAUACCAGUCUCCUCAAUCUAACAGUCAUCUAAUGAGUCCUGCGCUUACUGGACAGGCCAUGUCCCCACAAGUCAAUCUGCCAUCUAAUGAGUCCUGUGCUUACUGGACAGGCCAUGUCCCCCCGAGUCAAUCCAACUGUCAUCUAAUGAGUCCUGCGCUUACUGGACAGGCCAUGUCCCCACGAGUCAAUCUAACUGUCAUCUAAUGAGUCCUGCGCUUACUGGACAGGCCAUGUCCCCACAAGUCAAUCUGCCAUCUAAUGAGUCCUGCGCCUACUGGACAGGCCAGGUCCCCAUGAGCUGCAGUAUUGUAAACUGUAAGAAUAAGAACCUUGUGAGGAACUAUCUCACUCUCGACACCCAUCUGCCAUGAGACAUUUUCAGACACAAAGAGGAAAAGAGAAGCAAGAAUGCAGCCGUUCCUCUUCCGUGAGUAGAAGCAACAGCCCCAGUGGCGACCAGGAAGAGCUCUGGGACAGACACAUUCCUUCUUGGACUUUGGGUUUUUUUAAUGAUCAAGUAAAGGAGUAGAUAAUAGUCUUUGUCAGUUAAGUGGUACCAUAGCCCAACAGUGGGUACCUUUUAGGAAAUGAUGUCAUACGUCUCCUUAACUUCUCCCAAGGCAGCAGAUUUUAUAAGAGUUUUAAAAUUUCCUUGGUUCUUUUUCUAUGGUCAUGGAGCGCUGAACAUUUUUAAUAGGAAUUUUUUCCUUAAAGAAAUAGUCCUUGUUAUAAUGUCAUUUCUGUCUUUAUAACUCAUUCAAGAAUGACUGGAAAGCUAGCAGAUUGAAAAGCAGUCCUGUGACUUCUCAAGGGUUAACAUGUUGUCAGAUUGAAACCAGUGUGUCUGAGAGGAAACAGGUAACUCAACGUGGGUGACUUCUUAGCCCUUCUUUUCCCACACCCUGCACCCCAUGCCUUUCGGUGAUAAAAUGUUACCAGUUUGGUUAAAUGACUUCCAUGGCAUAGUCAAACACUCCCUGGGCUUUUGAGCUGUUGGAACAUUUGGAGAUUGGAAAGGAAAGUUCACAGACAGACAGACAGACAGACAGGGCAAGAGUGUCAGAGAGGCUCCUGGUGUGCUCAGGUGGUUCUGCACGUCCCCUAAGCACUCACUCCAGCUGCACCCAUGGGUGUUGCCUUGCCUGAAGAUCAAACCUUCUACAGCCUUAUCAUAGGUCUCUAGAUAGUGUCUCCUUUGUGUGUGCGUUUGAUUUCGCUUUGUUCAUGUUUUCUUGUCAGUGCUUCCGUAGUCAUUGCAUUGCCCCUGCCCUGCAUCUUUCAGAGGUGGGGUUAGUUUGUUCGGUUCCCAUAGUCUUAAUCAUAUUUCCACCCCCACUUGGGCAUUUUGGAAGCUAGUGAGCUGGGGGGUUUUCUAGGGUGUCAGGAAACCUAGCUGACCUCAUCGGGUGCAAUACUAGCUAAGUGAAAGCUAGAAACCUACACCGUCACUUUACUGAGAUUUCCGAGUCUACGUUUCAUAUUGCCUUAAUGUAGCAGUAAUGUGUUUAUGCAUUUGUUUCUUUGCACAGACAUUUUGUCAGAUAUUAAAACUCUACUUUUUUAUGGCACAUAUUAGCAUAUAAGCCUUUAUUCCAAGAGGUUAUUUAUUUUUUCACUUGUAAAAAAAAAUAAUGUUUCCACAUUAAAAAAAAAAAAAACUCUGUUAUAUCCUAGAGGACUUCUGUCUUUUAUAUUCAGGAUAAUAAAGACUUGAAAGCGAA